This is a messenger RNA of Penicillium malachiteum, 2295 nucleotides long. RefSeq names its product putative sugar hydrolase. Gene Ontology annotation, molecular function: hydrolase activity, hydrolyzing O-glycosyl compounds; carbohydrate binding. NCBI's taxonomy places the organism in Eukaryota, Fungi, Ascomycota, Eurotiomycetes, Eurotiales, Aspergillaceae. The transcript has 5 exons. Gene Ontology annotation, biological process: carbohydrate metabolic process. The coding region runs from base 1 to 2295 and encodes 764 amino acids. The record is from RefSeq and is a predicted model, not a curated record.
AUGAAGUUCACUUCAGGUAUGUGGUGCCUUCAGGAGGGCGUCCGCAUUGACUGGAUGAGCAAUGUGGAGCGACUGCGGGUCGAGCAGGAGACCGUGAAUCUCCUCCUGAACAAAUUACAGCGUCAUCGCGGUGAUACUCUGAAUUCUCCUACCAUCUCCGCCAAGGUGACUUCUCCACAGGAGGGAAUUAUCGGCGUGAAAUUAGUUCAUUGGGCAGGGCAAGUCGAUAAUGGCCCGCAUUACGAUAUCGAGAACUCCACUAGACAUGCUACUGUUCUGCAUGAUAAGACCGCGAAUACUCUCAACUAUAACAGCGGAUCACUGAAGCUUGAUAUCAACACUGCUUCCAACGAACUCGGCUUCGUUUUUCGCUCUCCCGAAAAUAAGAAGUUGACCGGUCAUUCAUUCCGCUCAAUUGGCCUUGUCGGAGAUCAACGCAGCGAGAAGCACAGAUAUGAGGAUGGGAUCUACGCCGAACGACAAGGAUAUAUGCUCAUCGAGCUAGAUCUAGGAGUUGGCGAGAAGGUAUACGGACUCGGCGAGCGAUUCGGCCCGCUAGUCAAGAAUGGACAGACAGUCGAUAUCUGGAAUGAGGAUGGCGGUACCUCGUCGGAGCUGGCGUAUAAGAAUAUUCCAUUUUACAUGUCCUCCAAGGGAUAUGGCGUCUUCGUCAACCACCCCGGGAAAGUUAGUUUGGAAGUUCAGUCCGAGCGAACGACCAGAGUGAAUAUCUCCGUGCCUGGUGAAGAGGUUGAGUACUUUGUUGUUUAUGGUGAGACGCCCAAGGAUGUUCUAAGACGCUAUACUGCAAUGACUGGUAGACCUGGACUUGUUCCAUCCUGGAGCUACAAUCUUUGGUUGACGACGAGUUUCACAACCCAGUAUGAUGAGCAGACUGUUACUGGGUUCUUGGAUGGAUUCAAGGAGAGAGACAUCCCGCUUGGCGUGUUUCAUUUUGAUUGUUUCUGGAUGAAAUCCUACCAGUGGUGUGACUUUGACUUUGAUGAAGAGAUGUUCCCUGAUGCGGGAGGAUAUAUGAACCGACUGAAAGAACGGGGACUUAAAAUCAGUGUGUGGAUUAAUCCAUACGUUGGACAAGCAUCACCCUUGUUUGAGGAGGGAAAGAAGAAUGGGUAUUUCAUCAAGCGCAUUGAUGGAUCUGUUUGGCAAUGGGACUUCUGGCAAGCCGGAAUGGCCGUCGUGGACUUCACCAACCCAGCCGCCUGUUCUUGGUACAGCAGCCACCUGGAGCGCCUCAUGGAACUGGGCGUAGACAGUUUCAAGACUGAUUUCGCGGAAAGAAUCCCUACAAAGGGAAUCAAGUAUCACGAUGGUGCGGACCCAGAGCGAAUGCACAACUACUACGCCCUCCUAUACAACCGCAUUGUCUACGAAACACUCAACAACCGCGUAGGCCACAAUCAAGGUCUUCUUUUCGCACGGAGCACUGCUCCAGGUGGACAGAAAUAUCCUGUUCACUGGGGUGGAGAUUGCGAGAGUACAUUCGAAGCCAUGGCAGAGUCUCUUCGUGGUGGUUUGAGUCUCAUGUUAUCUGGAUACAUCUUCUGGGCAUCGGAUAUUGGUGGUUUCGAGGGAACUCCACCACCUGCAUUGUAUAAACGAUGGGUGCAAUUUGGAUUACUUUCCUCUCACUCUCGCCUCCAUGGAUCAUCCUCGUUCCGAGUGCCUUGGAUAUAUGGAGAGGAUUGUUCUGCUGUCUUGCGGGACUGCGUGAAACGGAAGAUUCUGCUUACACCGUAUAUCCUCCAAGAAGCAUUGAGGGGACAACAGGAUGGAGCUCCGAUAAUGAGACCACUUUUCUUGGAGUUCCCGGAUGAUCUGAAUACGUACUCUAUCGAUACGCAGUACAUGUUUGGACCGAACCUGCUGGUUGCACCAGUCUUCUCGGAGGAGGGUGAAGUGACUUUCUAUGUUCCAUAUGUUGAGGGAGCUGGAAAUGGGAAGUGGGUUUCUUGGUUUGAUCAUACAAAGUUCUAUGAGGCCGGGCGCUGGUAUACUGAGACUCAUGACUUUGAUACUUUGCCAAUCCUGGUUCGUCCUGGAUCGGUCACUCUGAUGAACCCCAUGCUCAAAGUACCUGAAGAUGAUGCUCUGCAUGGAAUCCAGGUUUUGGUGAAUGGCACCUUGAAUGCAGAGACUACCUUAGACAUCGUCAACCCGAGUCAGACAGGAGAGAUAUUGAAAAAUAUUCUGAUCUCGCACAAUGAGGAUGGGCACACUAUCCAGUGCGAGGGACAUUCUGUUGAGAUUGUGACUAUCAACCAGGCAAAUUGA